Guillardia theta CCMP2712 is the source of this 480-nucleotide messenger RNA. RefSeq lists its product as hypothetical. The transcript is spliced from 4 exons. The annotation marks the transcript as partial. Gene Ontology annotation, molecular function: protein binding. The record is from RefSeq and is a predicted model, not a curated record. Lineage: Eukaryota; Cryptophyceae; Pyrenomonadales; Geminigeraceae.
UAUCGAUCAGCUGCCCUCAACGACAAGCUCUCCCUCCAAAACCAGAGGUUCCGAAACAUCGCUGGGCUGGAGGAGAUGAAGGAUGUUCGCGUGCUGUGGCUGCACCACAACUUGAUCGACAAGUGCGAAGGGUUGUCGCAUCUGAGCAACCUCCGCAUCCUCUACCUCCAGUCCAACAGGAUCUCGUCUCUCCGCGGGCUAGAAGACCUCGCGCAGCUGCACACGCUCAACAUCAGCAUGAACCUCAUCACGAGCCUUGAAGGCAUUAUCUUCCUCAAGAACCUGACCAACCUCGACGUCUCUCACAACUCUCUUUCCUCUACUCGUGACAUCACCGAGCUUCAGUUCCUUCCCAACCUCACAGUCCUUGACAUGUCGAGCAACCGCUUCGAGGAAGAGGAGCUGAUCUCGUUCCUGGUCGCGCUCCCUCUCCUCGCCGUCCUCUCUCUCAAAGGAAACCCCUUAUGCAAGUCAGUAGAA